Encephalitozoon cuniculi GB-M1 is the source of this 594-nucleotide messenger RNA. Its product is annotated as Rab family GTPase VPS21. Bases 1 to 594 code for a protein of 197 amino acids. Gene Ontology annotation, molecular function: GTPase activity; GTP binding. NCBI's taxonomy places the organism in Eukaryota, Fungi, Microsporidia, Unikaryonidae. The record is from RefSeq and is marked provisional. The transcript has a single exon.
AUGUCUAGGCUCAAAGAGGAUAUGAAGACCUACACAUUCAAGAUGGUGGUUCUUGGAUACUACUCUGUGGGCAAGAGCAGUCUGGUGCUGAAGUAUGUCAAGGGAGAGUUUAAUCCGAACGAGGAAAGCACGAUAGGUGCGUCUUUUCUGACAAAGACCGUGUUUACACAAGAGAGGGGCAUCAAGUUCGAGAUAUGGGACACUGCAGGCCAGGAGAGGUACAACAGCCUGAUCCCGAUGUACUAUCGCGGAGCGCAAGUUGCCCUGAUAGUCUACGACAUAACAUCUGUGGAGAGCUUUGAGACUGCAAAAAGAUGGGUCGAGGAGCUCGGCUUUGAGAAGCCAAGGGAGUUCAUCAAGGUUCUGGUUGGAAACAAGUCCGAUCUAGACAGUGACAGGAAAGUGGACUACCAGCAGGGAAAGGACUAUGCAGACAGCCAGGGCCUGCUGUUCUUUGAGUCAAGUGCAAAGACGGGUAAGAACAUAGCAGAGAUCUUCAGUGCAAUUGCAGAAAGGGUUCCUAAGGAAGAGACCAAGAAGAAAACAAAAGGAUUCAGGCUAAGAGACGACUAUAUAAAAUACCUUUGCUGCUGA